CUGCCACAGGAGCAGAAAAGAGCUUCAAAAAGUUAUCCGGCCCCGCCGAACACACGGCACACCCCCACCACCUUUAAAAAAGUUCUCCUCCAAACACUCCUUUCUCUCUCUUCAUUUUAAAUACUGGCGAGCUCGCCAUAUAUGAUUUGUGAACUAUACUUUGUUUCUUGGCAACAUUCCAGCAACCACAGCAGCAAACAGCAGCAUUCAGGGUCCGGAGAAUCGUGAUCUUUUUCGAUGCAGUCUCAACCUUUCUCCUCUUCUUUUGACCAACAACAGCCAUCCACCGCUUCAUCAUCAUCAUCCUCUUUACCUAGUUUGAUGACUCAACAACAGCAACAGGAAAUUCCGUUUGUACGAUCCACACAAGGGUUUCCUCGGAGUGCAUUAGAUCGUGCUGCUGCUGCCAAAUUGCGGCUGGAACAUAAUUACAAAGUUUCUUUGCAACAAGCCAUUGAACGAAACCAAAGACGUGUCGAUCUUGAAAAACGAUUACUACAAGAACCUGGUAGUCAGGAAAAAAAGAACAGACAGCUACAGUCUUUGGGUCGAAAGGAAUCACAAUAUUUACGCCUGCAGCGUACACGAUUAGGACUAGAUGACUUUGUUACAGUCAAAGUCAUUGGCAAAGGUGCCUUUGGUGAAGUGCGUUUAGUACAAGCUGGCGAUACAGGAAAGAUCUAUGCCAUGAAAACGCUACGAAAAUCCGAAAUGUUAAAGAAGGAUCAGCUAGCGCACGUCAAAGCAGAACGCGAUGUAUUGGCAGAGUCCGAUUCACCUUGGGUGACGCAGUUAUAUUUUUCUUUCCAAGAUACACAAUACCUAUACCUGAUCAUGGAAUUCUUACCAGGCGGCGACUUGAUGACCAUGUUGAUUAAAUAUGACACGUUUAGCGAACCGGUUACUCGAUUCUAUAUGGCCGAAAUUGUCUUGGCGCUGGAAGCGGUGCACAAGUUGGGAUUCAUUCACCGUGACAUUAAGCCGGACAAUAUAUUGAUCGAUAAAGAUGGCCAUAUCAAACUAUCUGAUUUUGGUUUAUCUACUGGAUUUCACAAAACGCAUCAUUCGCAGUAUUAUCAACGCUUAUUGGACGGAGCACAAAAUACCAGCGGAACAGAGAGCAUCCAUUUAAGCACCAAAGAAAAGAUCGCAACCUGGAAAAAGAAUAGAAGAGGAUUGGCAUAUUCAACUGUCGGCACGCCGGACUAUAUCGCACCAGAAAUAUUUUUACAGAAAGGAUACGGCCAAGAAUGUGAUUGGUGGUCGUUGGGCACAAUCAUGUUUGAAUGUCUGUGCGGCUACCCACCGUUUUGCUCUGAUAAUCCGCAUGAAACGUAUCGCAAAAUCAUGAAUUGGCGCGAGACGCUUAUAUUUCCUGACGAUCAACCUAUUAGCCGUGAGGCAGAGGAUCUCAUAAGACGAUUGGUCUGUGAUUCUGAGUAUCGUCUUGGUCGACUGAGCGUAGAUGAGAUCAAAGCACAUCCAUUCUUUUACGGUGUCAACUGGGAAACGUUACGGUCAGAACCAUCACCUUAUGUACCACAGCUCACCAGCAUUACAGACACCAGCCAUUUCCCCACUGAAGAAUUGGAUGCGGUGCCAGAAGCGGUUGAAACCGCUAUCCCUCAAGGUUACCAAUCAGAUACCGUGAAUGCACAAAAGGAUUUGGCAUUUGUUGGCUAUACUUUCAAGCGUUUUGAUUACCUAACGAAAAAGAACAUUUUAUAAAGGGUGUUGUUUGAAAAAUAAAGUUCGCCAGCCAUUUAGAGCAAUCAUCAGUUGCAG
This is a messenger RNA of Zychaea mexicana, 1785 nucleotides long. Its product is annotated as Serine/threonine-protein kinase CBK1. The transcript has 7 exons. Lineage: Eukaryota; Fungi; Mucoromycota; Mucoromycetes; Mucorales; Lichtheimiaceae. The coding region runs from base 238 to 1728 and encodes 496 amino acids. The record is from RefSeq and is a predicted model, not a curated record. Gene Ontology annotation, biological process: intracellular signal transduction; peptidyl-serine phosphorylation. Gene Ontology annotation, molecular function: ATP binding; protein serine/threonine kinase activity.